UAAACCUAGGAUAUGUUUGUUUGUUAGCAUUGAGCUGUUGUUUUGCAACAAAUUGAAUUAUUUGAAAGAAUCUUUUCUGCAAAGCGUUCAAGUGGGUUGUUUUGUUUUUUUUUUUUUUUUUGGAAUUGGUGUGCUUUGUGAAGCGAGUGGCAACAAAUCCAUACGUUGAUUGUCCGUGUACGUGAAGCUUGUGAUAAAAAAUGAAGUUUAUGCAAAACAUAGUCUUGUUGCUACUAUUGUCCAGCAGUUGCUGGGCAGAUGGACAGCCACAGCCGAACCAACAAUCAGUGCAACCGGAACAAUCCCAUUCCCUGGCAGUCGGUGAAAAUGUCAGCAAAAACGUGGCCGGUGUCGUGGACAAGUCGCAGAACAAAAGAGGCGCCCCGGACAUACCGGUGGUCGUAGGUACACCGACGCAGCAUACGGCUUACAUAAAUCAUCACGUUACUGGGGCGACAGUCGUGGCUGCACCCAUUUCUGGCCACAGUACGCACGCAGCUAUCGGGACUGUUCCGUUCGGGUACGGGCAUGCGGUAUCCAGUGCCGGACACAUUCUGCAAACACCCAGCAUAGCGACAGGACACCAGCACGUGAUACACAAGGUGAAUUACGUGGCGCCCGCAUCGACGACAACACUCAAGUUGGCAACCGUCUCGGAGGGCUCACAUCUACAUCUUCAGCCCGUUAGCUCGGUUGUGACGAAGUACAACUAUGCAGUGCCGCAGCUUUCGUACGCAAACUACCCCCAGUAUCAGGUGUAUCAUCAUAACCAGCCCAGCCCCGGUACGUUGCAGCCGACCGGCACUACAAUCUUUGCCGCGCAUCAACUUCACGACCAUCCGGUGGCUACCGUCCAUGAGAUUACUCAUCAACACCAGCAGCAGCAGCAGCAGCAGCAACAUCAGCAACAACAGCAUACGGCGUACGCUCAUCAGCAGCCCAUUUACGCACACCAUCCGGCUGCCAUUCAUUACACCGUGCCAGCAUCGGUCGUCCAUGCUGGCCAGCACAAUUACCAACAGCAACAGCAGCUGCCCCUGACCCACACCCAAGCCAUCCACUACCAGGCGAACCAAGCCGGAGGACAGCCGGCAGUUCCGAUCGUCCAUCAGGCCCCGAUUGCCACCAUCAAUCAGGUACACCAGGCACAGCAGGUCUACGCUGCCCAGGGCCAGCUGACGAAGUAUCCACUGGCGGCACAGUCCUACUACGGUGCGGGUGGACUACAGCAAAAUCAGAUCUACUCUACCGUUCCCAGCUAUGCUUUCCAUCAACACGGCGCAGGCGGUGCUGGAAAGCAGCUUCUUCCUACCGUGGCUACUCCUGUUCAUCUUAAGCCAUUGGUCCCCGUUACAACGGCCACCACGACUCAACACCAUGGCAACGGUAUUAGCUACACCGCUUUCACGCAACCAUCACACGCAGCUUCCAUCCCUGUGGCGGCUCAUCUGAAGCAUGUACCACAGAGUAUACUUCAGACGCCACCUUCCUACUAUAACGCUGCAGCUUCAACCAACGUACAGCAGCAGCAACAACAACAAACGUUCCAACCACAGCCCAAUGUCUUUUACCGAAAUCAGUUGCAGCAGCAGCAGCAGCAGCAACAGCAGCAACAGCAAGCCCAGCAACAACAACGAGUACAGAUUUACUCAACCGCAGCAAGCCCGCUCCAAAAGGCUCCCUUAGUGUACUCGGCUGCCGGUCAGUUUAGCCAUCCAGUUCCAUCACAGUACGCCACGUAUGGUUACGCUCCGCAACAGCACCAUCCGGUCGCUGCCGGGGCACUUUUCCAACCGCAAGCUGCAUUGGGGAAACUCACCUACGCGCAGAAUGGUGGUUCGGCGGGAGUUGGAGCCCGUGGUCCAAUCUAUCUGUUGCACUAAUCGGUCCCAUUCAUUUCCUCACGGUUGAAAAGAGAUAGCAGACGGUUGCAUCCUCAUCUUUCCUGUAGCACUCUAAUCCACGGAUGAGUUCGCCACGAAAAGGGUUCGAAAAAAAGAGAAGCAAGCAUAGUCACUUCCUGGUGGCGCAAAAAAGGGAUAGAGUAAGGGUAGAGUAGCCGCGAGCGGAUAAAUUUAAGGGUGGUAGGAACGAUUCGAUUACAGACAACCUUUCAUCCGUAUUUAUUGGUACCAAUUACACGUAGAACAUGCAUGCGAGUGACCUCACGUCAGGGAGAUUGAAGUUCCAACGGAUUGCAACGAGCUAAAUGCAUUCCCCGUGAACAGCAAUUCUAGGGUCGUACAGAUUCUAUGGCGGUUGUUAUUGUGUGUUGGUUACUGUGUGAGUGUUUUGUGUGUGUGUGUUAAUUUCAAUUUGAGACUUUUGUGAUAAAGUGUUUCUCCUCAUGGUGAAUUGAUGGUGCACAGGCAACAGAGAAGCACCGUUGAAUUAGGUUUGAAUGUGAAACAUGUCUAACAAAUUCAUCUUGUUUUGUAACUGAUUGGCCUCGAUUGGUAUCGUUGUCAGGCAAGCGAACGAAGAUAAUUCAAUCAUCUUUCUGUUUGAUUGGAGGGUUUAGAAUGCAUUGAACGA
Anopheles merus is the source of this 2535-nucleotide messenger RNA. RefSeq names its product mediator of RNA polymerase II transcription subunit 15-like. The coding region runs from base 201 to 1883 and encodes 560 amino acids. The transcript has 8 exons. The record is from RefSeq and is a predicted model, not a curated record. Lineage: Eukaryota; Metazoa; Arthropoda; Insecta; Diptera; Culicidae.